UUUUUCAAUUAUUAAAGUAACCAAAAAGACACCAUAAAUAGCCGAUACUUUGAUAACUUCGCUCACGUUAACGAGAAAAAGAUAAAUUUUGGUACAAAUUUUACAAUUGUUGAGUUCUGUAUGAAGGGUUACGAUUACGAUAGAAACAUCAGUACUUUCGUCGUACCGUCCCAUCUAAACGAUAUUGCUACAAAAUAAAAAAUCUUUUAAUGAGAACAUAAUUGAAAUACUAUUUUCAGGUGAAAAUUAUAGUAUAAAAAACAUUAACAAUUUUCAAUUAGGCGUUCACUAAUAAAUAUAUAUAUGUAUAAACAUAGUAUAUACAUACUUUUCAGAUUCUCAAUCAUUUUCUAUUUGCUCCCUAUGAAAGACAUUUAAUGGGAUAUUUUUACUUUCCACACAUACAUGUAUGUACAUUUAUGUGCGACAAAUGACACGCGCAUGUAAUCAAUGCUUUAUUUAUCAUAUUUGUUCUUGCUCAACCAAAAAUGUUGCAAGUUGCAAGUGUUGCGCUUCGGAAGCACGUUGCCACCGAUGCGGUGCAUUCCUGUAUCUGUGCAAUGGCCGUACUUUUACCACAUCCAGCUGCAUGCUGCCGCUACCAUAGCAUUUGAAUUCAACUUCAAGCUAAGGAUUGGUGGACAACGUCACAGAUAUGAGCGUAAGUGUGUUGCAUACUCAUCCGACCAUGGCUGUACAACUAUUUGUAUGUGUACAUGUGCAUAUUUACAUCUACAGAACUUCUUUCAAGUGGUACCUAUUUCCUCACUGACUCUCCGCCACUCUCUGCGUCUUAUAAUCGCCGCAAUCGUUGCAGUAACAGUGGAAACCAACUGCCUACAGUCUACAGCCAGUUUGGUCAGCAUUCCUAAGCUGUUUCGGGAUCUGAAUUUAUGUUCCUGUCUUCAUUCUAUUUUCAAUGUACAUACAUGAAUAGCGGCUACUUCUACAUAUUGCCGAACUGCCUGCAUUUAUGGUUUCACGAUUUUGUUCUUGCGACUCAGAGGUGUGCGUCCAUUCUCAUUCGUUUUCUGAGCAUGUAGGCAAGGCUGCUGUUUCUGCGGCUACUGGUUGUGUUGGCAACAGAACGUCAUCAUCGCCGCCGUCGUCGUCGACAAUUCAACAACCACCACCAACGACUAUCGACCGGCAACCAUCAGGCAUCGGCGGACGUCCGUCCAUGCGCUGGUCUGAGCGCUCUCGUGUUAUGGCAAUGCGCGCAACUGCUACCUGAAUUACUGAACACGCGUCUUGUGUCCGCUGCCAAUUGCCAGUUUUGUCCCCCUGUCUUAGUCCCGGCUGCCAUUGGCCUUCCACUUGCCGCCGCCGGCUGUUGCUGCAUUCCACACACUCGCCGAGCUGUGGAUGUUGCUUCGUAAUACCUCAUCAUCGGCAUGCUCACUUGCUGGCUGCUAUUAUUGAACAAUAUUUGUUGUGUCUUUAGCAUUUUUAUGUGUUUCUGCUUUUUAUGAAGCAUUUUUGUGGAGCUUUUUGAAUCAGUGACUGUUUUUGUUGCCUUGACCAGGCACACUAGCAACAGGCAUAAGCGUAUGCAUACGGGUUAAGAUGAAAACAUACACACGCAUAUACAUUUAUAUAUAGAAGGUUUGUAUGUCAUCACAUACCAAAGGAUGGAUCUCUAGAAUUAAUGAGGUAAAAAAAACAUCGAGCUGUGUCUGCGGCCCUUCUCCACCACUGCACUUGUCCAAGUAACAUUGCUGCAUCGUAAACACCAACCAAAUACAUUGCUCCAAGCUACAACAACAGCAAGCAUCGAAUGGUCGCUCAAUCUGCGGUGCUUGCCGGCUGCUAUGGUGUUGCAUAGUUUAGCUACUUGCCUGCUGGGCUAGGCGACGUUGGUGCGUUGUAAUCACCUUUUCAAAAGACUGGUUUAUGUUUAUUAGUUUUAUUUUUCAUACCUUAUCGGACGCUGCACUCGUUGAUAUGGUAUCGGCAUGGGUAGCCUCGGCCCCUUACCCACUGACCACGACCCAUGAGUAAGCAGCACUUGUGUUAAAUCUCUUCAAAAGGCAGUGACUCGGUGCGGCAUCGAACAUAUCGGAACUUUUUUUAAUUCAAAAACUGCAGCUUAGAAGAAUGAAGGCAAUCGGAUUGUGGUGGUGGUUCUGUGAUAAUGAUAUCUGAACCGUUUUUUAAGGUUAAAAGAGUCUUUAGGAAAUAUGUCAAGAAGAAAGCAUAUUUUUUUUUAAUACAAAUUUGAGACAUUCCAGACCUAAGGCCAAUCAAAUUAUCAUAAAUUAUUACUCUUCGUAGCACCUUUUAGAACGAUCCAAAAUCAAUUAAUUUUAUUGAAGUCAUAACAUCACUUGCUUAGAAAUAUCUCCAAUCCUCUUGCGCAUAAUAAGUUAUUGAAUUAUUGUACAACAUUUUAUGUAGAAUACAAACGUAUCUACUAAUCCAUACAUAUAGCAUAUACAUCUGCGAGGAGAUAACGCAACACAAGAAAAAGCCCUAAAAUAUAAUAUUUUAUAUGUAAAUAUCAAAAGCAGCAGCAGAAGGUUGCCUUUGCCAACAUCUGAAAGAGGUAUACCAAAUAUCUCAAGUUGAAGCUAUAAGAGAGGAAUUUUAAUUUCCGAUGUUUAUCGGUUGCACGCGAUCAACAGCUACAAAAACAAAACAAAAAUUGACGAAUGAAAAUCAAGAAAAAAAUAAAAAUCGAACGAAAACAAAACGAAAUCAACACAACCAAUAACGACCUCAACAGGGAUCUAAAAUAUUACGUUGUUGCUGUUGUUAUUGCAAUUGUCGAAUCUUCUUUAGUCACCACUAUCUUGACUGCCGCUACCUGCGAUAAUGAUUAUGCACCAUUAACAAUAAAUGGAAGAGAAAAUGCUGUUGUUGGUAUGUGGCGAUUGCGAAAACAACAAGAAUGAUGGAAGCACAAACAACAACACGAAGCAGCAGACGCGACUCCAUCCAUACAUACAAAGAAGAUUUGAUAAUAAUUUAUAAAAAAAAAAGUAUGAAACAAAUAAAAUAAAAUAAAAUUGAAAUAUGUAUGUAUGUAUAUAUAUAAAACACGAAGUGCCCAAUGUAAGAAAUAGUAACAAAACAAAGUAAAAAAAUAUGGCAUUUCAUACCAAACAACUAUUUUCGUUGAUAAAAAACUAAGGAAGGCGCACGUACAGAGGCACAGGUAUACAUACGUACAUAUGUGUGUACAAAAGGACGCAAUAAACGCUAAGGGGUAUGGCGAAUACAUGUUUGCGGAUCCGGAGAGCAAACUCUCCAAAUACGGCCCGAAAAGUUGGCGCUCGUCACACACACACGGCCUCGACGCAAAUGGGCGACCUCUCCUGGAAUUACACUUUCGUGUUCAAUUUUAUAUCGAGAGCCCGUUUAUAUUGAAAGAUGAGAUAUCGCGCCAUAAUUACUACCUGCAAUUAAAACACAAUGCUCUACAACGGGAAACGCCUAAAGAAUAUUCAGAACAGUCAAUGAUAUUGCUCGCCGGAUUAGCAUUACAAGCUGAUUUAGGUGAUGCACCAAAUUCAACACAAAUGAGUGGAGCCACAACAUUAAAAUCCUUAUUAUCGAGAGAAAGCAACUAUGGUGAACCGAUGGAGUGUAACCACCUAAGCCAGCUUUCUCCCCACGCUACAAAUUCCACAGUCAAUACAAGUGAAGUCUCAAACUUAACAGGAAAAACUACCGAUAUAACGGCAAUCACAACAACGGAAACGACAGCGUCUGCGAAAACUGAAUCGGCAACUGGAAUUAUAACAACAUUGCCGAAAAUCAACAAACGUCCAGGCAGUGAUAAUGAUCGUGUUCUUCGGCUAUCCAAUUUUCUAAGCACAAAAAAUGUCACAACUUCAUUAGCAAAUACUGACUCACAAGAACCAAUAGCACCAAAAUCGUCCACGUCAGUCUUCCCUAUCAGUGGUAGCUUAAAGCGUAGUCUUGGAGCUAUGGCAGCCUCGUUUUCGGCAUCUUCGUCGAUGUCUUCUAUAAAUCGGGAAUGUUCUUCCAGCACUCCACCAACAACGUCGACUUCUUCGCGCACCUCUCUUUCGGCGCUGGCGCAUACGUCGACAAACAUCUCUACAAAAGAAUAUUUUAACUUCAGUGAUUAUCUGCCUGCUGAGCUACGCACAACUUGGGCAAUGAGUGCUUUACAGGCCUGCCAUCGUGAGUAUCGUGGCAUGUCAACGGCCGACGCAGAGCUUCAUUACAUUCAGCAAGCCAGUCUUGUGCAUGAGUGCGUCAAUGCGCACAUUUUCAGGAUGCGUUCCACGAAAAACGAAAAUGGUUUGGGCAGUUCGUGGUUUGUGGUCUAUUCAAAAGGCAUAAAAGUUUUCAGUUCUUUCGAAAAUCCUCAGCAACAAACCACAUUCUUAUGGCCUAGCAUUACUAAGCUAUCCUUCGAGCGGAAAAAGUUUGAAAUUCGCUCUGGAGAUUGCAAAAUUCUGCUCUAUGCUACCUCGGAUGAGAAAAAUAAAAUGCUAUUAACAUUGUGCCGUGAAACCCAUCAAUUCAGCAUGAAGAUUGCUGCUCGUCUAAAAGAAGUCAUUAAGCGUGAAGAAGAAGAGAGUGAUUGUCUUCAUGCUUGCUACACAUAUUCGCGCAGUUUACAUUUGCCAUACAAAAAUAAAAGUGAUCAGCGCAUAUCCGUAAUUUCGAGCACUAGCUCUAACACCACUUCGGGCAUAGUGAGUGACCGCGUUCAUUCUGAAGAUGAAGUUGAAAUAAUGAUAAAUACACCACCCGUACCAAUUGCAGCACCAUCCACAGAGAGUCUAGCGUUGGCGCAUUUACUAGAUCAUCCUAGCAUCAGUAGACAGACUUCAUCCGUGGGUCAGGUCUCAUUAAAAGAUUUGGAGGAGCAAUUAGCGGCGCUAUCUGUACGUCAGGAACGUAAAAAGCAACACUCGAAUUCCGCAAACUCCGGUGAUGAAUCACCAGAGCGAAGUCAUAAUUCAGAGGGAAACUCUUCUAGUAGCAGUUCUAAUCAGGCAUCGCAACGAGCAGCGGACUCUUCGACGGCAACUGACUCGCCCAGUUCACAACACAAUAUUGGUUCCCAGUGCUCAUCGACCUGUAGUACUGUCGUGGUUUUACCCAACUCAGACUCUACAAAUAAUACGUUAACAUCGUUGGCGGUGAGUUCCAUAAUAAAUUCAACCCCAAUGCAGCGUCGAAAUUCUACAUCCAGUAGCCUUGAAUUGGGAUUUAGUCACACCGCUCAAAAUUCCAUCCUCAGUGAAGCGGAAUCAACGUGUAUUGAACACGAUUUUGCAUCUUCCAGUCGCGAUGAAAACGAGAGCGUUUCUGGUGUAUAUACAUUGGCCCACGGUGCUCCACCCACUGAAACUUCUGGUGUAUACACAAUGCAUAGUAGCGAAAUGACGGGACAAUCGUCGGAGAUGGCCGAGUCUGAGAAAAGCUCGCAUUAUGGAAUAAGUAUUUUUCAGCCCAACAAAGUGGAGGCGAAUGUUAAUAAUUUGCAUGAAAGUCAUCCCAAUCUGGACUCAGUUGAUGGUGUAAAUUAUCACGGUAAACGCAUUAAGAAUGAAGAUUUCCGUUUACGCUCAGACUCAAAUGUAAGCACAAGUGGCUCCUUCCGAGGUGAUGGCAGCGACCCGACCGACAAUAAGCAUAACCUUCUUUCUGCAGAGGAAUUAACCGACUUAAUAGUUGGCCGCGGCACAUAUCCCAAUCGUAAGACGGUGUCAAGCACACUAGAUUCGGACUGCGAUUAUGUUACCUUGCCGUUGCCCAUCAAAGGGGAAUCAUAUAUUCAGGGACAUCAAGAUACUGCACCAACCGAUGAUGAUCAUGUUGAAGAUUUAAUUAAUGAUUUAAUACCGACCGAUCCGCCAGCACCCCCACAACGUAUCGACAGCAAUAACAUGAAGCAUACAACGAAUUUAGCGGGCCUUGGCAAUUUACCAAUGCGUUCUCCACCGCCAUAUCAUGCACGACAUGAAAAAACUGGUCUCUGUGGGCCUCCAGUAUGUUCUGCCUUAACACAAAAGCCUAUCAAUAAUAUCAAAAGCAUUACAGUUGCUACAACUUUUUCCAAAGUGCCAUCGCCAAACAUUCCCAAAGAGGUAAACACAAAUCCAGUGGGCACAUCAAUUCCACGUGCACCCAUUCCAACGGCAUCAGCCGUUCGACGUCGUGACCCUCCACCGUAUCCUACAUCGCAGAAGCCGCGUCCCAUGUCACUGGUAUCAGUAGAAUCCAGCAGCUCUUCUCUCAAUCAUUCCAGCAGUGUUUUAUCUUCGGUUGCAGGAUCUAUGAGCUCUUUAAAAACGGAAGAAAUUACUGCUCGUUUCAUUACCACUCGACCACAAAUAAACAUUCUUAAAGCACAUACCAGUGUAAUUAGUGAUAAUCAGAAACCCAGUUAUGCUGCUCCGACGCAUUGCUCAUCGUCUGCGUCCACAACAGGUUCCAUUUCCAGCCAACACAUGUCGAGUCAUCUUUCACAGCAUUCUGUACACAACUCUCAUUACAUCAGUGCGUCGCAGAUUUCGCUAAACGGCAACAAUCCCCCGGCUUCAGUGACAAGACAAUCAUCCAUAUCUGCAGCAGCAAUGGCACAUGCUGCGGCAGCUGCUGUUGCUACCACCGGAGCAGGCGUCAUACCAAGCACAAUUGGCAUACCAAUUGUUCCUUAUAGAUUGCAUGGCGGACACAGCAGCAUGUCAUCUUUGCAUCAGCAACCACCUCCACCACCACCACCUUAUCCAGAAAUUAAACAGACACCACGAACGUGUGUUAUAUUACCAGUGAUCAAGCAUCGACAGUUUUUACCACCACCACCACCCAAUAUACCACGUCAACCGCCGCCACCACCUCCACCAUCGCAACCAGGAGUUUAUGGUAAUCAGCUUGCACGCAAACAACUCGAGCUGUACCAACAACAGCUGUACAGCGACGUUGACUAUGUUAUAUACCCGAUUCAAGAUCCUGCAGUGAGUCAGCAAGAAUAUUUAGAUGCUAAACAAAGCUCAAUAUAUGCGGCCAUGGCACAAGCGCCACCUCAACCACUCCCGCAUCACCAUCAAUACUUAGCUUAUCACACAGGCAGGGCGCAUGUUGGAUCGUGGGAGACAUGUAAGGGACACGCGAUCUACCGAAGCACACCUUACUUGCCAUUAGCAUUAUCCACACAUUCCCGUUACGCGUCGACACAGAAUUUAUCAGACACAUAUGUGCAACUACCAAGCACAUAUUCGCCACUUUACAGCCCCUCCAUGGCCAGCUUAUGCUCGUCGUAUGAGCCACCACCACCGCCUCCACUGCAUCCUGCCGCAUUGACAGUACCCAGUAUGGGAGCAACAAAUUUAUUUGUGCGUUCACGUUCAGAUGACAAUAUUUUAAAUUCAAUUGACUCUCUUCCAAAGAUGAAACGUAUGCCUCCUCCCCCACCACCACCAUAUGUAAAUAGACGCUUGAAGAAACCACCAAUGCCCACACCAUCUGAAAAACCGCCACCAAUUCCCUCAAAACCAACCGCAACCAAUACUGUGUCGACCAAACGUUCAUCGGCGAUUCGCAAUCAAUUGCCGCCAAGGAAACCACCCACAUUGAAUACCAAUCAGAGUGUCAAUAAUAUGACCCGCACUUCCAGCGGUGCGCAAUGGGCAGGCGAACGGCCAAAACCGAACCCCAUAUCGUAUAACGGCGGCAGUAUCUUAGCACAUCUUCAAGCUAGUGCAGCAGCUGCCAAUCGACAGGCUAUCACAUCUGCUGGAAACAUCAAGUCGAAAGAAACCAACGGCGACAAUGUUAGUGUCGGUCACGGAAACACCGCCUCUGCAAAUCCACUCGAUAUUGCUGUAUUGCGCGAAAAAAGCAAACACUUAGAUUUACCACUUAUCUCUGCGCUCUGCAAUGAUCAGUCACUACUAAAACAGACUAAAGUAUUUGCCGCUUCGAAAACGAAUCGCACAUCUACAACUGCAGCAAUGCGGAAUGUAAACACCAAUGCAGCGUCCACAAGCAGUGGCAGAGCCUCAACGGUGUCUGCAAAUCAAUUCAACAACGGCAAAUCGGUUCAUAAGAACUUGACAACUAGUACUGACGCUUUCGUUGCAAAUGAGGCGGCAAAUACGAUCUCAGCUUCGCCAUCAGCUGUGGUCUCGGCCGGAACAUCAACAAGCACAACAAUGCCAACUUUAAGCACAACACUUUCUACAAACACUAGCACGAAAAGCACAACCUCAACUUCAUCGACACUGCUACUGGUCUCCGGAAAAGGUCGAAAGUCAGUGGGAAGCCAUCGCCAUCCCAAUGACAAACUUCCACCUCUACCCAUGCAAAUGGCAGAGGCAAAUAACUAUGUCAUGGAUCCAGCAAUUAUGAAGCACCACAAAAGCUACAAUUCUCAAAUUUGAAAUCUGUAGUGACUGCAGUUCCCAACAACUAUUAAACAGAUUGGAAAUAAGACUCCGAAUGGAAAAGCGAAACUUUGCAAGAAAAAGUAGGGUAGUUAAGUAUGGAAGAGUAAACGUUUACUGAUGGCUCUUUCUAACACACCGGCGAGUGGCACUAGGCUAAUAUAUGUAAAUGCAAUUUGUCACUUGGUGCACCCAGUCCAUCGUAAAGCUGAAACAAAAGAGGUAUGCAUAAGUACAGGAGGCGUAAGAUCUUUUGCGAUUUCUUUUGUUCAGGUGUUACUUUCUAUUCCUAAAUGAAAAUCACGCCAAACGUCGACUAUAUAUAUAAUAACGAAGUAAAUAAUCCUCAUGGAAAGUUUCUCUACGCAAAGUCACAGUGUCUAGGGGGAAGGUUUGCAGGCGAGGGUUUUCACUACAAACGCGUACUUAUAGCAAAGGUCACGAAACCAUUCAUACUGGUGUGCUGAUAUAUUCUCUCCGGGACAACAAAUUUACACCAAUAUUCGUUGUCGGAUUUUAAUCGGGUAUUUGCCCAAAAAACCUUUUUUUUGAGAACCCAAAUGUCUGAUUUCAGACCAUAUGAAGGUUGCGCUCGAAGAAAUCAGACGCUGCAGUCUUUCAUGUGGCAUACACAUAUGUGCCUACUUACAUACAUGUAAAUAUGUAUUUAUGUACAUUAUGUAAUAUAAAAGCACGUAAUAACAUUUGCCGGAAAUCCGAAAGAUAUGAGUAAUAUCUUGGAAAAAACUGACCUCAUUUCAUUUCAAUUAUAAAAUGAAAAGAAAAACACUUUAAUCUAGUCACUUUUAGAAAUUCAUUAAAAAACAAAUAAGCAAACAAAAGACAAAUAGUACACAAAUACUCACAAUACAAUACAAGUAGAAAUUGGGUAUGAAGAUACGAAAAUAUUUAUUUUCGCUAUAACACAUUAAAUGGAAACUUAUGUCAUACAUGAGCUUUUAUUUGUAUUUAUUUAUUACUUCUGUUUUAUUUUAAUGUUUUGUUUUGUUAUAUUCCUGUCUUUCCCACUUUUCAUAAAAUUGCAAUGAACAGAAGUGACUAAACCACUACAAAGUGCAUAUUUACAUAUAUUUUACAAAUAUCUGUAUUAGACAAGAUAUUAUGCACUCGCAUACUAUUAUACGAAAUCCGCCCAAACAACUGUGAUCGAUUUUUAUUUUUUAUAAUUUAUUUUUAAUUUUUUUUUUUAUCAUUUUAAUGUUUUAUACAUUAAAGCUUCGAAGGAAUCGAAAGAGUAGAGAUUCUUUACUUUUUUCUUCUUCUUUCUUCUAAAGGAGAGCAACGACUACACUAUAACAGUAUAUAAAUAUGUAAGUUCAACGGUGCGUGAAGUUUAGGCUUAAGCAAAGUACGAAUAACACGGAACGAACAAAACGAAUCAAUUUGAUCGAAUGCCCGACUGUUGAUCGUCGAAUGGUUAUCGAUGAGAAGCCAUAAGUCAAUAGUAAUGCAAUCUAACCUCUUUUAGUUUCUUAGCGCUUAGGGUGUAAGUGAGUAAAUACUUUUAUUGUAGUUUACCGUAUUUAUGUACAUACGUAUGUAAAUACAUAUUGGAGAUUUUAAAUAUGCAAAAUGCAUUUAAGUAAAUAUUGCCUAGGCUUGCCCCACCGUACGUUAUGUAGUAGGUACUCACGCUUACAUACAUACAUAAGUAAAGAGAUACCAUUUCAGUAGGUAUAUUUAUAAAUAAGUAUGUCUAAAUAUUAUUAUUAUUAUUGCAUUCAACAAAAUGUACUUAUGUACAUACUGUAUGUUGAUGGUAUUUUGUGGAAAGGUAAAAGGUGAAAUUUGAUCUUUCUGUAUUUCGGUCACAAAAAUUUACGUAGGCUUUUCUCGUUUAAAAGUCUAUAGUUAAAUGUGAUAAGGUGAAUGAAAAACAAAAGGUGAUAUUUUUGCCAUAAUUACCAUCACAAAUAAUGCAAAAAUAUAAACUACAUACAUACAUAUAUAUUGUACAAUUGGUCAAUACACAAUUCGGGACGAUUUGUUAUAUCAAACUGGUCUGUGCACAAAAGCAUAACUGUCACUCUAACAAUUAUUCUCAAAACUAUUGGAUGUCACAAAAAAAAUGACAGUGCAAGAGUCCCCAAUUGUUAUUUUCCUUAAAUAUAUGGUAUUUCCUUCAACUUUUGUGUUUGUUUAUUUUUAUUUUUAAAAAAUCUAAAAAUUUCAUAAAUUAAAUGAAUAUAUUCGAUAGCAAUUUAAAUAAUACUAAAAACUAUGAAACUGUUAUCGUAUUAAUAACAUUAUUUACAUGCAAACACUUACGAUUGUACUGAGAUGUAUAUACAUACAUAUGUUUGUUAAGAGAGAAUUGUAAAGAAUUAUUUGGCUUUUAACUUAUCACCGUAUACGAAAGUCCAAAUCAAUCAAUGUUAAAAAGGCAUACUAAAUUAGUUCUAAAAACAUUCCCACUGUUUAGCGUAAAGUUUAUUAUAAAUAUAAAUUUCAAAUAAAAAUUAAUGAAAUAUAUACAUA
Molecule: messenger RNA, 10871 nt
Organism: Bactrocera oleae (olive fruit fly)
Lineage: Eukaryota; Metazoa; Arthropoda; Insecta; Diptera; Tephritidae
Source: RefSeq, a predicted model, not a curated record